Molecule: messenger RNA, 467 nt
Organism: Nematocida parisii ERTm1
Lineage: Eukaryota; Fungi; Microsporidia
Exons: 1
Coding region: 1-447 (148 amino acids)
Source: RefSeq, a predicted model, not a curated record
AUGCAGUCUGCCAUUAAAAAAGAAAUUGGGGAUACAGUCACACAGAAGAGUCUUGAGGAUUUCUUCAAAGACCUCUUUCCAGUCGGUGACUCAUCAAAUAGUGCGCAGAUACUCAUAAAUUCUUUAACCGACAAAUCACCAGAAGGGCUGUAUGAACUAAUUCUUAAGUGCAGAAACAAUAAGACCGAUUUUGCUAAAUGGAUAUAUAAAUGUAUUAAAAUCUCUAAUCCUACCACAGAAACGAGCCAGAGUGAAAUAUCCCAAAGCACUCUAAAAAAUUCAAAAAUAUCCACUAAAAAUAUUUCUGAAUAUUUAUCGGAAAUUACCGCAAUAUCGCCAGCAAAACCAAUGGAGGUGCCAGGCUCAGAAGAAGAAUUUAUUAAUUUCUGCUUAUCUUCAAAGGAAUUCCAAAAAUCCUGGAAUGUUUUAAGAUUGUCUUCUUUCUAACUUUGUCACAGAGAUAAAAC